AUGCAUUUUAUUACCGCUCUCUCAGUGGCUCUGGCUCCCGCCUUUGUUGCUGCACAGAUGAAUCGAACUGCUUACGGUUUUGCCGCGGGCGUCACUGGUGGAGGCUCCGCGAAGGCUGCUGCUCCCAAAGACAUCAAGGAACUCGCUUCGUGGUUAUCUGAUAGCACUCCUCGUGUUAUUCUUAUUGACAAAACUUUCGACUUCGUCGGCUCUGAGGGUUCUACCACUGACAGCGGAUGCACCAAAAAGACUUGCACUAUGGCUCAGGGUGGCCAAAACUACAUCGGUACCUUGAGCUGCGGCGACAGUGAAAAGCAGUCGGCCAAGAUUACAUACGACAAAGCCGGUACUACCGCGCUGACGGUUGGGCCCAACAAGAGCAUCGUUGGUGUUGGCAGUCAGGGCGUCAUCAGUGGCAAGGGUCUUAAGCUUCCAAAGACCUCCAAGAAUGUCAUCAUUCAGAACGUUCACAUUACGAACAUCAACCCUGAGAGCGUUUGGGGCGGCGAUGCCAUUCAGCUCGAAGGCAACGACGGUGUCUGGAUUGACCACUGCAAGUUCAGCAAGGUUGGCCGUAUGUUUGUUGUUGCUCACUACAAUGCAAACCGCCUGACAAUCUCCAACACCGAAUUCGAUGGCGUUACCAAGACCUCCGCCACCUGCAACAAGAACCACUACUGGACUGUCAUGUUCAUUACCGAUGGAGACAAGAUUACCCUUGACCGCAACUACUGGCACGACCUCUCAGGCCGUGCCCCUAAGCUUGGCCAGGACGGUGUUUCCACCACUGUCCAUGCUACAAACAACUACUUCGCCAAUAUGGCGGGCCAUGCUUUUGAUAUUUACCCUGGAACAUCUGCUCUUAUUGAGGGCAACGUCUUCGAGAAGGUUGAACAACCCAUGACCGACAACUCCGCCAAAGUCAACACUGUAUUCAACGCCCCUGAUUCCGGUUCCCUUGCCUCCUGCUCUAGCAGCCUUGGCCGCGCCUGCGUUGCCAACAGCCUUUCUGGCAGCGGCACUUUUACUAGCAUGACGAGCACCGCCGGCCUUUCCAACCUUGCUAAGGUCAAGACUAACCUUGUCAAGCCAAAGGCCGCAAGCAGCGUUAAGAGCAUGGUCAUGAAGGGUGCUGGCAUUGGCAAGAUCUAA
Colletotrichum truncatum is the source of this 1152-nucleotide messenger RNA. Its product is annotated as pectin lyase. Gene Ontology annotation, molecular function: pectate lyase activity. NCBI's taxonomy places the organism in Eukaryota, Fungi, Ascomycota, Sordariomycetes, Glomerellales, Glomerellaceae. The record is from RefSeq and is a predicted model, not a curated record.